This is a messenger RNA of Glossina fuscipes, 331 nucleotides long. Its product is annotated as C-1-tetrahydrofolate synthase, cytoplasmic-like. The transcript is spliced from 2 exons. The record is from RefSeq and is a predicted model, not a curated record. The coding region runs from base 1 to 309 and encodes 102 amino acids. Lineage: Eukaryota; Metazoa; Arthropoda; Insecta; Diptera; Glossinidae. Gene Ontology annotation, molecular function: formate-tetrahydrofolate ligase activity; ATP binding.
AUGGGGGAAGGGAGAGGGGGGGCUCUGGCAAUCGACACUUCAUCGUCCUUGGAGAGCGGAAAAUUCCGUGAAACGCCGUAUAUGUUUUAUCCUACAUAUUAUAUACAACAUCUCACAUAUUAUAUUAUUUAUAUUUUGCAGGUUAUACCUGUGGAAGAUUUUAAUCUGCAUUUAACCGGUGAUAUACACGCUGUUACAGCCGCUAACAAUCUCUUGGCCGCUCAAUUGGAUACACGCAUAUUUCACGAGAGUACACAAGAGGAUAAGCCUUUAUACGAGCGUUUAGUACCGAAAAUUAAGGGUGAAUAAAAAGUUUUCUAAAAUACAAUUC